This is a messenger RNA of Sardina pilchardus (European sardine), 1013 nucleotides long. Its product is annotated as polymeric immunoglobulin receptor-like. Gene Ontology annotation, cellular component: plasma membrane. The transcript is spliced from 6 exons. NCBI's taxonomy places the organism in Eukaryota, Metazoa, Chordata, Actinopteri, Clupeiformes, Clupeidae. The coding region runs from base 108 to 1013 and encodes 301 amino acids. Gene Ontology annotation, molecular function: transmembrane signaling receptor activity. The record is from RefSeq and is a predicted model, not a curated record.
CACUCAAGCACUCCUACUGCACUCACUUAACUGCUGUAUCAUCAAUGUAAUGUGAAGACAACACCGUUUCAGAAAAAUGGAAUUGUACUGACUUUGAUCACCGGAGAAUGAAGAUCCUGGUUAUUGUGAUCCUCCACCUCCUUAAAGGUGGGAUUUGGGGAUUAAAUGUGACCGGAUAUGCAGGCCGAUCCAUCGUUAUCAAAUGUAACUACACUGCACAUGUGAGUAAAGCAAAAUAUUUCUGCAAAGAAGGACGGAACUCAUCCUGUGAUGAACAAAUUAGGAGGAAUGUCACAUCAAAAUGGUGGCAAAGCAAAGGACGAUUCUCUCUGUAUGACAACACUACCAAAGCCUUCUUUAAAGUGUCCAUGAGAAACUUGACUAAGAGUGACAGCGGCCUCUACUGGUGUGGAGCUAGUGGCAGUGGAGUGGGAGACGGACAGAUUAAAGGCACUGAGGUGUAUUUGGACGUUAAAGAGGUUAAAACAGAAUCCAGGAAACCUCCUGUAUAUGAGGGAUAUACAGGAAAAAAUAUCUCUAUUAAGUGCCAUUAUGACCUGAGGAAGUACAGAAAUGACACAAAGUACAUGUGUAAAAAUGAAGCAGUUGCAUGUACGGAUAGAAUACGAAGAGGGAUAAAAGACACAUGGGUCAAUGCUGAUAAUUCCAAAGGUAAAGAUAGGUUCUCUCUCUAUGACAACACAACUGGAGGAUUCUUCAUGGUCAACAUCACCAACCUCACCACAGAGGAUGCUGGGACAUACUGGUGUGGUGUCCACGUCUCUUUUCAGCUGAACUCUCCUCUCUCAGUGGACAACCUCACUGAACUAAUCCUCAACGUGAAUAAUGGUCCCCACAAAGACGAUUCAAAAGUUCCUUCACUUGUCUUUGCAUUUCUGGGCGUGGUGGUGUUGAUAUUCGGAGUCACACUCUUAAUUUGUUGGCAAUGCAGAAGGGACAACAGAAAAGGUCUUGCAACUGAUUCUAACCUUGAAGAUCACAAGGCAACAUAA